CCCUCCAAAGAGGAAACACCACAUCAUUCUCUAGAAAUGGGAAGUGUCGCAGUGGAGUCCUCGCCGCCGACGGCCGUCAAGAAACCAUUCGAAGAAGAAAACGAAGGGAAGGAAGACGAAGAAUCUCCGAUCGAAGAGGUCCGGUUAACCGUUCCGACCACCGACGACCCGACUCAAUAUCUAUGGACCUUCCGAAUGUGGGUGUUGGGUCUAAUUUCAUGCGUUCUCCUCUCGUUUCUAAACCAGUUCUUUUCGUACCGGACAUCGCCGUUGGUAAUAACUCAGAUCACCGUUCAGGUAGCGACGCUUCCUAUAGGGCGGUUUAUGGCGGCAGUCCUCCCCACUACCAAGUUCAGCCUGAAACUACCGGGAUGUAAAUCCCGGAAGUUUUCAUUGAAUCCGGGACCAUUUAACAUGAAAGAGCAUGUAUUGAUUACGAUAUUUGCUAAUGCCGGCAGCGCUUUUGGCAAUGGAUCGGCGUACGCCGUCGGAAUCGUGAAUAUCAUAAAGGUCUUUUAUUUCCGGAAUAUCUCUUUCAUUGCAGCUUGGCUCCUCAUCAUCACUACCCAGGUUUUGGGGUACGGGUGGGCCGGGCUCUUAAGGAAAUACGUAGUUGAACCGUCGCACAUGUGGUGGCCCAGCACCCUCGUUCAGAUCUCCUUGUUCCGUGCACUUCAUGCUAAAGAAGACGAUGAUGACGAAGACCCUAACAGCGACAACAAAAAGCGCAUGUCACGACCAAAAUUCUUUGUGAUCGUUCUUGCAUGCAGUUUCUGUUAUUACUUAUUUCCCGGAUACUUAUUUCAAACCCUACAAAGCAUUUCAUGGAUAUGUUGGGCUUUUCCCAAAUCCGUAACGGCCCAUCAACUCGGGUCGGGCUUUUCAGGCUUAGGCAUUGGAGCUUUUUCACUUGAUUGGGCCACAACAGCUUCUUUCUUAUUUAGCCCUCUCAUUUCCCCUUUCUUUGCUAUAGUCAAUGUUUUCUUGGGCUAUUUCAUGAUAAUGUACAUGGUGAUUCCGAUAUCUUAUUGGGGACUAAAUGUGUACAAUGCCAAAAACUUUCCGAUUUACUCGAAUGAUUUGUUUACGGGGGAUGGGCAGCUGUAUGAUAUCACAAAGAUUGUGGAUAACAAGUUCGAGAUAGAUUAUGGAGAGUAUGCGAAGCAAGGGAGGGUUAACUUGAGCACAUUUUUCGCGUUGACAUAUGGUUUUGGAUUUGCUACAAUUGCAUCUACGAUUACUCAUGUUGGUCUUUUCUACGGGAAGGAGAUAUAUCAACGUUACAAAGCAUCAACGGAGGGUAAGGUUGACGUGCACACACGAUUAAUGAGGAAGUACAAAGACAUACCGUCAUGGUGGUUUUACGUGCUUCUUACGAUAACGCUCAUGAUUAGCCUUGCGCUCACCAUUUUCAUGAAAGAUCAAAUACAAAUGCCGUUUUGGGGAUUAAUAUUUGCUGCUUUCAUCGCUUUCUCUUUCACCCUCCCCAUUAGUAUCAUCACUGCAACAACAAACCAGACACCAGGUUUAAACAUUAUAACGGAGUAUGCCAUGGGGUUGAUCUACCCGGGAAAACCCAUAGCCAAUGUGUGCUUCAAGACCUAUGGUUACAUGAGCAUGACUCAAGCCAUCUCCUUUUUAAGUGAUUUUAAGCUUGGACAUUACAUGAAGAUCCCACCACGAUCCAUGUUCCUGGUUCAGUUUCUUGGAACAAUAAUAGCUGGAACCGUAAAUUUAAGCGUUGCGUGGUACCUUUUAAACAAUAUAGAGGACAUGUGUCACCCUGACCCUAAGUCCAAUAGCCCAUGGACAUGCCCAUAUGACCAUGUAUUCUUCGAUGCAUCCGUCAUUUGGGGCUUAGUUGGGCCAAGAAGAAUCUUCGGGCCUCUAGGGAACUACGGAGCCCUAAAUUGGUUCUUUCUAGGCGGGUUUGUGGGCCCAAUCAUAGUAUGGUUAUGUCACAAAGCAUUCCCGAAGGUACCGGAAAAUGUGGUGGAAGAGGUACAAUUAUAUCCUCUCGGCGGCCCUUGA
This is a messenger RNA of Lactuca virosa, 2031 nucleotides long. The record is from the annotation of a GenBank genome assembly. Lineage: Eukaryota; Viridiplantae; Streptophyta; Magnoliopsida; Asterales; Asteraceae.